AUGUCAUUAUUCGUCGGCCAGACUCACAUCAGUUGCAGUAAAAUAUUGACCAGGUACACAAUUAUCUGUAAUUAUCGUGUAUUUUUACAUUAGAAUAAGAAAUUGUCUGUUAACAAUUUUUUAUUUAAGUUUUUUCUUCGAUUUUUUUUAUUACAUUAUUUUUAAUUUUUGGGCGAGCAAGAACAUUUUUUUUUGGGGGGGGGGGAGUAUUUUUGAAGUUUCACGCAACAUUAAAUUUCCAGCCCUAUUUGUAAACGCAUAUAGUUAUAUAAAAAUGAGGGGGGGAAGGGAAAGUUGGUUGAUCGUGUAUAAUAUAUGUAUUAUUAUAGAGUGCACAUUAGACGAACGGAUAAAGGCUUACAGUAUCUGUUGCAGAAUGUAGACAAAUACAUGUAUCACGUCGAACAAUAUUACAGAAUGCGAAAAUUGGACGUCGACAAAGUGAAAAGACUGAUUUAUUUGGAAUCGGAAGGCAUGAGUAUAUAUGCUCGAGUGAAAACAAAGUAUUUUGAAAUAAUAAUUACAAUAUUUUUUGGUACAUGCGUUUUACGAAUAAUCGAAUAAAUGAAACUCAUUUUUAAAGAUACCCGGAAUACGAAGUGAUUGGUGUCGAAAAUAUAAUGGAAAAUGGACGAGAUUUCGACCAAUCUAUCUAUAACAACAUCACCGACGUACAUUUUUUGUCACCUUGCGAUUUCAUAAUCUGUACUUUUUUAUCUAAUGUACGUGAAGUUGUAUAUUAUAUACAUUUUAAACAAAAGCGCAAUUAAAAAGAUACGGACAUACUUUGCACGAUAGGUGGGUCACUGUUGUAGGUGAGAAAUUGAGAAAAUUGAAUGUAUAUCUGUACGCAACGAUUACCCAUUGGUAACAAAACACGAUUCUGAGCGGAGUUCAGUUGAUAGUGUAAAUUGCUUUGUCAACAAUACAUAAAAUAUCAUACUGUGGUAAAAAAAUUACAUAUUAUACACUAUAUAUUUUCUUUAAUGAUAUUAAUUUAUAUUGUACCUGUUUUCCCGUUUUCCUUACGUUUUUCUGGUUUUUCCCAUGUUUUUUCCUAGUUUUUCCCAUUUAUUAUGAAAACCGCUGAGAAAAUCAAAAAAUGACCUCCAUAAAGUACCAUCUCGGUCAGAUUUUCUUUCAGACAAAGUGCUGUAAUUGAAAAUUGGUGAAAAAUUGCCGGUAUAGAUGUUGUUCACAGAUAAAAAAUCCAAAAUAAUAAUAAACACCAUUUAAAACCAAUACGUUCUUCACGCUCUGCUCAGAAUUUAAAAUAAAUAAUAGACAUAGGAAAGCCGCUGUAGUAGGUAUGGACAAUUUAGUAAAGUAAAAUUUAAAUUUUCAGCAGAGCUCGGCGUGUAUAACUGGUUUUCAGAAAACAAAAAAAGGUUAUUCUUCCGUUGUUUCAAUAAUAUUAACACGAGUAAACAUUUAAUCUUAUUAUUUAAUCACGAAGUCUCAUUUUUUAUAGCGUAACGAAUAGGUAAAGUAUUACUAUAGUGCACAGUUAUGUGCUUCUGUCUAUUGUCAAUACAAUAUUUCAACUGAAAAAGAAUCGUUCCGCAAAUAUCAAUAUAUGGGAUGGUUUCUGGUAGCAAAUUAAGUCUAAUGAGUGCAUCGGAAAAAAUGUAUUUUUAAAAAGGACUGCGAUUUUAAUAAUAUUGAUUUUUACGUCAGGUAUGUCGAAUGGUCUACGAAAUGACGACUUUCUUUUAUCCAAACGCGUCAGCCAUGUUUAGAUCUUUGGACGAAGUGUACAAUUAUUCGCGGGAGCUCCACCAACUGUACGUUUGCGUAGCACCCCGUCAUCCCGAUUAUGAGGAAAUAGAACUAAAAAAGGACGAUCAGAUCUGUUGGAACUCAACCACUGAAAGUCUGGAAAGGGUUUUCGACCGGAUUGAAUUUAAGAAUGAAAGAGAGAGGUUUAUUUCCUACGUUUAAGGUACCGAUAAAAUAUUUACAAUAAUUCACGGUUAUAAGUGAAAAAUGUUUUAAAUCACCAAAUUGUAAAAAAUGAGGUAUACAUACUAAAAAAGCCGACAAAAUCUUUAUUUUUUCACAUACUUUAGUGACUUUCAUUAUACAAAAUCUUUCAAAGGAAAAGCUAAAUCUGACACAUUAACUUAA
This is a messenger RNA of Cinara cedri, 2127 nucleotides long. Lineage: Eukaryota; Metazoa; Arthropoda; Insecta; Hemiptera; Aphididae. The record is from the annotation of a GenBank genome assembly.